AUGACUAAUAUCGAUGUUGUAAAUGUUGCCAUUGUAGUCGGUUCAUUGGCAAACGCCUGGGGUCUACUUCUUGAGUCGAGCACUGAGUAUUAUCCUGGACCGAUGGUUCGCUCUCUACUGUAUCAAAUACGUCAUCAUUGUAAACUUCAGCGUUGA
Entrophospora sp. SA101 is the source of this 156-nucleotide messenger RNA. The record is from the annotation of a GenBank genome assembly. NCBI's taxonomy places the organism in Eukaryota, Fungi, Glomeromycota, Glomeromycetes, Entrophosporales, Entrophosporaceae.